Messenger RNA from Nelumbo nucifera (sacred lotus), 1503 nucleotides. RefSeq lists its product as uncharacterized. The record is from RefSeq and is a predicted model, not a curated record. NCBI's taxonomy places the organism in Eukaryota, Viridiplantae, Streptophyta, Magnoliopsida, Proteales, Nelumbonaceae.
AAAAAGAUGGGGUUCCAAAAGAUACGAUACGAUACGCCUCGUAUGAUACGCCCGAUAUGGGGCGUAUUGUAUCGAUAUACUUAAAACCAUGGCUGAGGUCUCUUGUGAGGAGGUUGUGCAGGUGGCUACCAUGGUUGGGUGUCCUAAUUUGGGAGUUAGUGUGGAGUCUACACAAUCGACAGGGGAUGUCGUGCCGUUGGCUGCAAUUAUAACGGUCCCUGUCGCGGGUGGACGGGUUAAAAAAAUAGCUCCUCGUGUUUGGAGGAAGGAACCGAAGGCGUCUGGAUUGAGAAUGGAAGUGGAGGAUGAAUAUCCUAACUUCAUAGGCCCGCGCUUCAUUGAUGACCGUAUUAGCUGCGAUGAGGUUUCUUUUGCUUCAGUGUCUGCUAGCGUUACCGUGUCGCCUAUUAUCAAGCGAUUUGCGGCGGAGCUGAGCGCUCUCUACCCUGAGACUGUAGAAGGGAGUGCACUGGGCAAUGAUGUUGAUGCAGUUCCUUCUCUAGUGGAGGUCUCCGAUGAAAAACACGUACGAGAAGGUGACGAGUCUGUCAACGACUCUGUCACAGAGGCCAUGAAGCCCACCGAUGCUUCGGAGGAGGCUGUUGUUGUUGGUGACUUUGCAGAGGUAGAUGCUCCUGGCUUGGUACAAGGGUGAGUGCAGUCGCUGCAUGGGGAUUCGGCAGUUUGGGAUAGUGGUCAUGUGGCGAUGGGGGCUGUGGUGUGUUUUCGUCCAGUGGAGGUUGAUGAGCUGGACCCGCAGCCUGGUGACUUGGAUUUUACUGCUGAAUUCGAGAUAGUGCGCCAAGAGUUGACAGACUGUUAUGAGAAGGAAGAUAUGGUGCCUAUUGGGUUUGCGGUGUCUGAUCCUUUCGUUGUUCAAAAAGUUCGCAGAUGAGAGCAGUUCAUCGUGUCCCGCAAUGUUGCAGGUACUGUGUCGUUAGUUAUUCAGAAGGGGUGGUUGCCUUUUGUUGAAUUUCUACAUGUGGUUAUGAGUGCCCCCUUAAACAUGGUGGCUGGUUUAAUGAACUCUAUUAUGUCACAGUCCAUGGAGUCAUUGUCAUUGUCUUUGUUUGCCCGGUGACAAUGAAGACGUGUUUCAUCCGGUGACAAUGAAGACAUUUGUGGAGUCAUUGAAGAUGUGAUUCGCAUGGCUCAUGUGUUCUGUAAGACUGGUCAUAAGGAGUCCAACCCAUUGUCUUCCAAGAGCCUGGAUGAGCUCCGCAAGUGGUUGGAGGUUGUGGAUACCUGCAUUUUGAAGACUGAGGAGAAGAUAACAGCUCUUCUUGAUGAAUCCGCUCGUCAACAGAAGGUGUUAUAGCGGGAAGAGUGUUAGGAGAUUGUCGAGAUUCAGGAACAAAGGGCAAGUUUAAAGGUGAUCACCGAGAUGCGUGAUGAGUGGUUUAGUGAAUAGAUGAUUUGUAUCCGGUAGUUUGGUAUUGUAUCACUUUUGCUAUGUAAAUGUUCAACUAUUAAUACUACUUAAUUAAAGCAACCUUUUUCUCA